AUGGAGCGAACGAAGUACCUUACAAAGUCAACGACGCAAUUGAUUAAUAGCGGUGAAAAAGAAGAAUUUCUUCUUUUAUUUGCAAAAGAUAUAAAAAGCGGAGAUGUUAAGAGUGCCAAUAUUAGGCUUGAUACUUUAGAAAGAAAAGAAAGUCUUGAAUGGCUGAAAGAGUAUUCAUCCUAUAAUAGUAAAAGCGAAACUCUACUCCAUUUAGCAGUCAAGAAGCUUGAUGAUGAAUCUUUCAUAAGAAAGCUCGCAGAACUAUGUUCUCAGUUACUUACUUCACAAGUCAAAGAUCAAGAGAAAUUUUGUGGACAGACAGUCCUUCAUAUAUCCAUUACCAAGGGAAACGCUGUACUGACCAAAACACUGCUGGAUGUUGUCCAUCAGAAAGAAAACGACAGAAUGUCAGAAUUAUUACAGUUAACGGCGACAGGAGGUCGGUUUGUGAACACUGUGAUGAUGGGACAACUUCCUCUAUCAGUGGCUGCACUUACGGGUAAUGCCGAGAUCGUUGACAUUCUCUUAGAUUAUGGAGCUAAUUUGCAUGCUCAAAAUGGGGAGGGUGAUACCGUAUUCCAUUCUAUAGUUAAAUAUGCGGCAAUAUACCCAGAAAAAGUAAUGGCUAUCAUUCAAAUGUUUCGAUAUCUUACCGGAAAACUGGAAAGCAAAUAUCAAAUCGACACAACCAUAGAUAUCAACUCUGAAGAUGAUAAAUGUCGACACAUACAUUCGUUUGUUUUGUUCAUGAAAAAUAGAGAGAACAUGACUCCACUUCAACUUGCCGCCAAACACGGAGUUUUUGAGCUUUUUGAAGAGAUAAUUAACAUGAGAAAUGUUUACUGCUUUAUCAGAGAAAACGAUGGGUUGUAUGACGUUAAAGAGUACGACAUAACAGAAAUAGACAAUGUUAGCAUUAUUCGCACCUCAGAUCACAGACGUGAACAACGAGUUGCUUCCAAACCAGAAAACACAACUCCACAGUUUGAAGGAGAACCUACAAAAAGACUUCACAUAAAUGAAACGCCAUGUGGGCCUUGCUGUUUCAAUCCCGAUUCUGUAUCGGUAUUAGAGAUGCUAUUCAGAUAUGACUACGACAGAAAAGAUGCCUAUCGUAUUAUUGAGUUAACUCCUGUAAAAAAUAUCAUAAAAAUGAAAUGGGACAUUUAUAAAUGGGUUUUCCUGUUGUUGAUGAUACUUCAUUAUCUUUUUAUAAUAUUUCUCACUAUAUAUAGCGUAUACAACGUUGAAUUAGGCAUUCAAACAGUGAAUGGAAAUAAUGCCUCAUUAUUUUCUGAAAUUUUUGUAUACGGGUUUCGAUGGGUAUCAUUUUGUUGUGGCUCUUUAUAUGGUUUCAUUGGGUUUCGUUUAUUAAGUGCUAAGUUCCGAAAGAAAAAUAUCAUUUUUUACUUUACGCAUAAUUUAGAAUAUAUUACUCCAAUGCUAAUUUUAUCUGUUACAAUGAUCCUCGAUGUAGUGUGGUCUUUAAUAGAAGAACACGACAAUAUUCCACUUAUUGUUGCUUUGAUUUGCGGCUGGUGGUUGAAUAUAUUCUUUCUUUCACCAAUAAAACAUUUCAGCUUCUUCACAGAACUAAUUAAGCAGGUGAUCAUCGGGGAUCUUAUCCGAUUUGGACUAGUUAUUCUAUUUGGAUUGUUUUCUUUCUCCGCUGGGAUGUACAUCGUUUUUCGAGGAACAGGCGAAGAUGAUUUCUCGUCAUACAGAAGUACGAUGAUGGCAAUGUUUAAGCUUGGAAUUGGGAUCAGCGAUAUAAGCGUACUAUAUUCUGCCCGAAUUCCGUGGGUAGCGGUUACAAUCUUCAUUGUCUUUACAGUUUUUACAUAUCUUCUCAUGCUUAAUGCCUUGAUUGCGAUGAUGUCACAGACAUGUUCCCUUGUGCUAGAAGAACGGUUUCCUCAGUGGCGAACACAACAACUGUCUAUUGUUCUCUUAAUAGAGGAUAUAUUCUGUUAUUGCUGUUUUGAGUAUAUAUUGUCAUGUGUAGGGACACCAAUAACUUCAAAAGGUUAUGAUCCAAUGACAAGGACGAAGAAAAAAGAAAAGCGAUAUGUCUUAGAAAUACAUUCCUUGCAAAUGGAAUAUGCGACACAAGAGGACAAAACAUCUAUAAACAAAAAAUCUGCCAAAAGGCAAACACUAUGCCUACAAUCAAUAGUCGAGGAAAACCUAUUAAGGAGUCAAACUUUUACAAAUCCUCUUUCCUCUAAUAUUUUCCCAGCUCGACAAAGUUCGAUUUAUACGACGGGCGUUCAAGCCUCUGGGUCUUUUCAACCGUACAGUCAUCGUAAGUCAAAAGAGGGAAAAAAAAGAAAGCGUCUAGAAAAUUUAGAUGAAAUGAACACUAACUAAGAAAAUGAAGAGUCAAAAAAGUUUAGACCAGUAUCACCAAGAGUACGUUCAUCUAAGAAACCGACUUUAGUAUCGCAGAUGGGAAAAUCCUUUUCCGAGAAUGGCAUGGAAACUCGAAACCAACAUUCGCCUGUUGUGGAUAUUGAGCCAUUGACCUGUCAUCUUAAUCUAGCUAAA
This is a messenger RNA of Magallana angulata, 2547 nucleotides long. Its product is annotated as transient receptor potential cation channel subfamily V member 5-like. NCBI's taxonomy places the organism in Eukaryota, Metazoa, Mollusca, Bivalvia, Ostreida, Ostreidae. Gene Ontology annotation, cellular component: membrane. Gene Ontology annotation, molecular function: protein binding; calcium channel activity. The coding region runs from base 1 to 2370 and encodes 789 amino acids. The record is from RefSeq and is a predicted model, not a curated record. The transcript has a single exon. Gene Ontology annotation, biological process: calcium ion import across plasma membrane.